GAGGACAAUCUCGCUUUGUUUUUGGUGAAGCGAACAGCCGAGUCUCUCCCUCACACGCGCACAUACGCACACACACAGUGAGGAGAGGUGAGGUGAGAGUCCCUCUCCACUCCACGAGAACCUCUCCCAUUCCAUGCCAUGUGAUGUGAAGGCGUCUGUCUCCUACCUCCUCCCUCGGACGCAGAGCCCCGUGCUUUCCCCACUGCCUCUGCCUCUGCCUCUGCCUCGCCUUAUCAUCACCACACAUGUGAUUCAGUAAACAGAUUCACUGCACUGCACUGCACCAUUUGUUUUGCUGCCCCCCUCCCCUUCAGUUCGGACCUCCCUUCAGUUCGAGUCUCCUUCCCUCUUCUUUGAUUGCUUCCACUGUUGCUCAUCCUCUCCUUCUUCUUCUCCUCUCCGUAUGCCCAUGUGUCUCCUGCCCUGAUUGAUCUCCUCACUCACUGUUCUUGGUGGCAGCUUCUUCUUUCUGUUAGGUGUCAGGUUCCUCUGUUCAUCGGCGCCAGCUUUCUAGAUUCAACUUUGCCUCUGAAUCGUCUGGGUGGGAGGAGUAUCGAUGCUUUGGUUGGCCUCCCACCAAUGGUGAAUCCGACUUAGUUUGCCGUCGAAGAAAGGAACAGAAACCGCUGGCAAGGGGGAGAAAAAGAUGCGGGGUUUGAGUAGGCUUGGCGUCGGGCUCACGGUGGUGUCCGCGCUCCUCCUCCUCGCGCUCGCCGCCGAGCUCUACUACCUCCUCGUGCACAAGCGCCGCCAGCGACGACGCGCCGCCGCCGUCUCCGACGCCGCCUCCUCGCCCUCCUCCUCCCGCGAGCUGCUCCAGCUCUUCUGCUUCAAGAAGCCGCCCGCGCUCGCCUCCACCUACGCGCAGGAGCCGACCCAAGCCGUGGCCGAGGUCGUCGUCGACGAGGACGAGGACGACGACGACGAGACGGUGGAGGCGCAGCUGAUGCGGCUGGGCAGUCUCGUCGGCCCGCCGCGGCUGCUCUUCACCAUCAAGGAGGAGACCAAGGAGGACCUCGAGUCCGAGGACGGCCGGAGCAGGUGCGGGAGGAGCCGGAGCCUCGGCGACCUGCUGCAUUGCUCCGAGACGCCGUACCUCACGCCCGCCUCCUCGCCCCUCCCGCCGGCCAUGGAGAAAUCGUACAACCCGCUGUUCGAGUCCCCGGCGGCGAGCCCGGCCGCGGUGGCGGCGUCGCCGCCGCCCAAGCUCCAGUUCCUCAAGGACGCGGAGGAGAAGCUGUACCGGCGGGCACUGGCCGAGGAGGCGAAGAGGGCGCGGGGGUCUCCGUCGCCGUCGCCGGCGGCCGGCGAGGAGGACGGCGGCGGGUACAUCACCAUCGUGGUGGGGAAGAACACCCGGGUCAUCCCCUUGCCCUCGCCUCCCGGCAGCGCCUGAAAAAAGGUGGCCUUUGUUAACUCGUCUGAUGCAGAUGCAGAGUCAGUCAGUCAGUGUUCCGUUCUAGCGUAGCCUCUGUGCUGUGAUCUUUUUUUGAUCAUUCCAAUUGGAUGAUUGGAUGUACAUAACAUGAACAUGGCGAGGAACUGAGAACUUGGGAUCAAUCUUUUCUUCUACUAGUAGUUCUAUUUGUGCUAUGUGACAACUUGUGACUUUAAGGUGCAAGUUAAUUACAGUACUGUAAUUUUGUUGCUGUAGGAGGCAAAACAUUUGCACUCUUAUUUGCCUGUUAUGUAUGACGAACAUAAAUGGACUAUCAUCCCAGAUGAUCAGAAUAUCAUUCUUCUUAUGAAUUCCAUUAA
Molecule: messenger RNA, 1758 nt
Organism: Triticum aestivum (bread wheat)
Lineage: Eukaryota; Viridiplantae; Streptophyta; Magnoliopsida; Poales; Poaceae
Exons: 1
Coding region: 647-1396 (249 amino acids)
Source: RefSeq, a predicted model, not a curated record